CUGACAGAAAAGUUACCCCGUUCCUGCACAACAACGCGUCGCGGUCUGUCGGUGCGCAGAACGGCCGUCAAAUACCAGGCAGCGCUUGUCACGGCCGCGACCCGGCUGCCGUCAUUGCAUAAAGCCAAGCCGACGGCGCGGCGCGAGCAGAGUUCAGCCAUGUUCCGCGACACGACCGCGGCCCUGGCAGCAUGGGUGGUGGUGCUUUUGAUGGUGACGGCGAACGUCGCCUCGGGCGCGUCCACGACUGACGUCAUCUGCCACUACGACGACAUCGGUCCUACGGUGCGGUGCCGCCCUGUGCCUGACGCCUGCCACAGUCAUGCGGAGUGCGGCCCCGGCUACGGAUGCUGCUAUUACGUGUGCAACAAGUCAUGCCGCCCCACCUGUUCGGCCCAGUGCGAAGCGGGCACACGCUGCACACUGGACGCGGGCGGCACCACGGCCUCCUGUCAACCGUUCGUUCCUAUCUAUCGCUGAAUCGUAUGGCGUUAAAGCUGAACUUAAACGGUGAAUGUCACGGCUGCUGUCAUUAUGCGAUCGCGAUGAGGAUCUGAUCGGAGGUUAGACGGAACAUAUUGCUGACCUGCCUCCGCGUCCACCAGUGAGAGGCUGCGAGUACAUGCAACGCGGGUGUAGAAUGUAGCUGCACAACAAGAGUGAAUAAUAUGAGCUUCAUUGGACUUUCACAAUGGGUUAAUGCACUGAAAUUUUCUAAGAUUUCUAAUGACUGUGUGAGUUUCUAAUAUAUACCUUGUUCUCCGACAAGGAAAGGGUUUA
Molecule: messenger RNA, 780 nt
Organism: Pollicipes pollicipes
Lineage: Eukaryota; Metazoa; Arthropoda; Thecostraca; Pollicipedomorpha; Pollicipedidae
Exons: 2
Coding region: 160-480 (106 amino acids)
Source: RefSeq, a predicted model, not a curated record